AUGGUAGAAAAAGAACCAAGGAUAACUGCCAAAGAGAUAAAAGCUGAACUCCAAGGUGAAGAGGUGAACCUUCUAGAGGAGCUCUCGCUGCAGGUGUCCAACAGCAGCAAUGCCUCCAUGUCUCUGGAUGCUCUGAGGUGUCCGGUGCUGCAGGUGGGACAGUACUCCACCCUGUCCCUGCCCCUGGCACAACUCUUCACUGACGGGUUUGCAGAUGAGUUCAGCCUGUUGGUGCAGUUGCGAAGCCCACAGCGAGAUGAACGCAGCGUGCUCACCCUGCUCAGCCAUGACAGCCACAUCCUGCUGCAACUACGCAUCAGCGCAUACACACUCACCUUCAUCAGCACGCAACAGCGCCACUACGAGUUCCCGGUCAGUGGUCUGUCUGAUGGCCAGUGGCACCACGUAGCUGUGAGUGUAUCAUCUGUUAGGCUGGCGCUGUAUGUGGACUGUGCCCUGGUGGAGAGUGUGGACUGGGUGUACCAGAGUAUGGGCAUCACUUCUGAAGGCCUACUACUGUUGGGAGGGAUCAUAGAGGGCUUCGAGACACCCUUUGAGGGCCAAUUCCGACAGCUGACGUUCCUGAUGGGCGACACAGAUGCCGGCCACCAUCACUGCACUCUUCACCCUGCCCAGUGUGGGGGGGCCCGGUUCAAGUCCCCCCGCUCCCCACGUACCAACCACGCCCUAGAGAAGCUCCUGCUGUCCUCAAAUGACCUGGUGGACCUGCUAGAGAGAUCCAAGGACUCCUCUUUCUUGGAUGUGCAAGUGGGGAAGACUGAUGUGUUUGGGCAGAGUGGGAGUCGGCGUGGGGACGGGACAUGGGGUCCCCGCCAGAAAGGCUCAGUGGGACGAGGGGAUGUCUUUGUGGUGGACGAGGACACAGACCUGGCUGAUCCAAACCUCCAGUGGGGACACCGCAACCCUCAGUGGAAACCCAGCAGUCAGGGCCCCAAAGGCAGCCGUGAGGGCAAGCCUGAGCCCUCCUCCAAACUCUUGGAGGAGAACAUCACCACGGACAAGAAGACAAAAGACUCUGGAGGGAGGGGCGUCGGCCUGUUUCCUGCAAAACCCUUGGAUGACAUCAUUAUUGAUUUGGACCCUGGGUUUUCCCCGAAGAAGCCCUCAGUGGAGUUUCCCCAUGUCGAUAAGACUCAGAUAGAGACCCCCCUGGACCAGGAGCACCCAGACUCUAACCUGCUGAGAGAGGAGGAGGAGUGGCCUCAGACCCCUUCUCAGACUGCCUUCACCCCCACCUCAGAGCCCCCUGCCCCCCCUGUGGAGGCUGUAACUGAGGAGAGGAGACCCACCACACACAUCCCCACCCAGCCAGACCCUGACCGGGCAAUCACUGUGGAACGAGGACCAGAACGCCCACGCACAGUGUCCAUCGUACACAGGGAAGGGGAUCUGGUUCUGGGCUCUGAUGGCCAGAUGUAUAGGCUCCAGAGAGGGCCUCCAGGCCGAAUGGGGCCCCCAGGAAAGGAGGGCUUUCCCGGUCACGCUGGCUUACGUGGGUUUAAAGGUGACAGGGGCCAGCUGGGGCCUGAGGGGCGUGCAGGGCGACAGGGGGAUCCAGGCCCCCCCGGCCCACCUGGUCUGCCGUCCUUCUACCUGUGGAAGAACACUAUUGAGGAGUGGGCUGCUUUUCGGCAAACAUCUUUCUACCAUUUGCUCUAUGCUGGCUGGCCUAGGGAGCAGGGACCCCCAGGACCAGCUGGGGAGAUGGGAAAGACAGGCCCACAGGGGCCAACAGGGGAUCCUGGCCAACGAGGGCCUCCAGGAAUAAUUGGAGAAAUGGGUGAGCCGGGCCAAAAGGGUGUGGUGGGCAGAGCAGGGCUCCAUGGGAAAUAUGGAGAGAAUGGGCUGGACGGUCAGUCUGGGAUGCCGGGAGACCCUGGGCGACAGGGACCCUUCGGGUAUAGGGGAGAAGGCGGUUCCAAAGGAGAAAAAGGGGACGAGGGCCUUAUUGGAGCCAAGGGCCCAAGAGGACAUAUUGGAGAAGUGGGCGAGAAGGGCUCUUUUGGUUUACCAGGCCGUCCCGGUUAUGUUGGUCCACCAGGGCCUCAGGGAGUCAGAGGGUUCACAGGCUCAGAGGGAAACCCUGGACCUGAUGGGGAGGCUGGGUUUGAUGGGCCUCCAGGGCCUCCUGGGACAGUGGGAGCCACUGGUUUCACAGGCCGUGUUGGCGAUCAGGGAGUUAACGGCUCACAGGGAGAGUUGGGGCCUGUUGGAGUCAUCGGCCCCAGAGGCCCCCAGGGACCCCAGGGUUUAGAUGGCGAGAGUGGGCCUCCAGGACUCAGGGGAAUCCAGGUCAGUCUCACUCAGCUGCACAGUAAUGUUCCCUAA
Messenger RNA from Oncorhynchus kisutch (coho salmon), 2349 nucleotides. Its product is annotated as collagen alpha-1(XI) chain-like. The coding region runs from base 1 to 2349 and encodes 782 amino acids. Gene Ontology annotation, molecular function: extracellular matrix structural constituent conferring tensile strength. Lineage: Eukaryota; Metazoa; Chordata; Actinopteri; Salmoniformes; Salmonidae. The transcript is spliced from 21 exons. Gene Ontology annotation, biological process: extracellular matrix organization. The record is from RefSeq and is a predicted model, not a curated record.